CUAAGAAGAACCCACAAACUUAUUUUAAAAAAAACCAUGUUUACAGUUUACCCCAAUUCAGCUUCUCUUCCCCUCUUCAACUUUUGACACAAGUUAACAACCCAGUGGUCAGUGGAUUCUCGUCUUCGUCUUUUCGACCGUUCGGCAGUCGACGGAAGUUGAUGAUUCGCGCAGUCGGAUUCGAACCCGCGGUGGUGAAUAGCUAACAACUUCAUCAUCUUCAAACCUCACAACUUCUCCAAUUUGAUUUUACCCAGAAUCUUCAACACUGAUAACAUUGAAGAAGGGGAUAGAGACUGAAAAUGGCUACAGAACAAAAGGCAGAAGGUACUGAACAAACAAGCAGUAGCGAUCCAGCUAUUGGAUUUGUAGGAAAUAUUGAAGCAAAGUAUCGUGAACUGAAGGAGCAUGCAGAAGCAUACCCUUAUGUGUGGGGAUCUUAUCUGGUUGUGUAUGGUGGAUUUGGGAUGUGGUUCGCAUACAGAUGGAGGAAGCUGCGCAGGACAGAGUCCAGAGUCCGAGGCCUUCAAGAGCGUCUACGUCAACUUGCUCAAACUGAGGAGUCUGCUAAUAGUAGUUCUUCUGCAUCCGCUAAAGUAGAUAAGCCACCCAAAUAGUUGUAGGGGUUGCUCAUCUUCAUAGUAGUUUUGGAAAUUGGAUCUGGAUAUCUUGGCUGAACUGGAAACACGGAAAAAAGACAUAUUUCUGCCUUUUCUGGAUGACUAAUAGAUUUGUUUAUGUCAACUUAUAUAUGUAACACAGGGUCUAAAGCUCACUUUAUAUGGCUAUCUUGCUGAUUAAUUGGACACGACGAAAGGCUGUAAAGCUUCACCAUUUAAUUUUUGCUUAGGGACCAUCAGUUACUCAGUUUUGCUAGUAUUAACAAGAGCACUUGCAUAAAAUUUGGCAUUGUUGCCUUGAACAGGAGUUCCUGAGUUUAAUGUUUGUAUACUGAAAGGUCAAUCUAUUCGGCAUUAUAUUC
This is a messenger RNA of Beta vulgaris subsp. vulgaris (sugar beet), 982 nucleotides long. RefSeq lists its product as hypothetical. The transcript has 2 exons. NCBI's taxonomy places the organism in Eukaryota, Viridiplantae, Streptophyta, Magnoliopsida, Caryophyllales, Amaranthaceae. The record is from RefSeq and is a predicted model, not a curated record. Bases 303 to 617 code for a protein of 104 amino acids.